Molecule: messenger RNA, 1449 nt
Organism: Neomonachus schauinslandi (Hawaiian monk seal)
Lineage: Eukaryota; Metazoa; Chordata; Mammalia; Carnivora; Phocidae
Gene: CDK2
Product: cyclin dependent kinase 2
Exons: 8
Coding region: 222-1262 (346 amino acids)
Biological process (GO): regulation of gene expression; signal transduction; regulation of G2/M transition of mitotic cell cycle
Cellular component (GO): cyclin-dependent protein kinase holoenzyme complex; nucleus; cytoplasm
Molecular function (GO): ATP binding; cyclin binding; cyclin-dependent protein serine/threonine kinase activity
Source: RefSeq, a predicted model, not a curated record
GGCCUCUGGUGGCGGUAGGGAACUGGAGGGGAGGCGGCAACAUUGUUUCAAGUUGGACAAAUUGACAAGAGCGAAAGAUACACUCCGUUCCAUCCCGACCUGGGGCCGCAGAGCUGGGCCCUGUUUCCCCCUCCUCCACCCCGCGAGAGCCGGGGCCCGCCUUUUGCAGGGUUCCCAGGCCCCCGCUCCAGGGCCGGGCUGACCCGACUCGCUAGCGCUUCAUGGAGAACUUCCAAAAAGUGGAAAAGAUCGGAGAGGGCACGUACGGAGUUGUGUACAAAGCCAAAAACAAGGUGACGGGAGAAGUGGUGGCGCUUAAAAAAAUCCGCCUGGACACUGAGACGGAGGGUGUACCCAGUACUGCUAUAAGAGAGAUCUCUCUGCUUAAGGAGCUUAACCACCCUAACAUUGUCAAGCUGCUGGAUGUCAUCCACACAGAAAACAAACUCUACCUGGUUUUUGAGUUUCUGCAUCAGGAUCUGAAGAAAUUUAUGGAUGCCUCUGCUUUGACUGGCAUUCCUCUUCCCCUCAUCAAGAGCUAUCUAUUCCAGCUGCUUCAAGGCCUAGCCUUCUGCCAUUCUCAUCGGGUUCUGCACCGAGACCUUAAACCUCAGAAUCUGCUUAUCAACGCAGAGGGGGCCAUCAAGCUAGCAGACUUUGGACUAGCCAGAGCCUUUGGAGUCCCUGUUCGUACUUACACCCAUGAGGUGGUGACCCUGUGGUACCGAGCACCUGAAAUCCUUCUGGGCUGCAAGUACUAUUCCACAGCUGUAGAUAUCUGGAGCCUGGGCUGCAUCUUUGCUGAAAUGCACCUAGUGUGUACCCAGCACCAUGCUAGGUGCUGUGGGGAACACAGAAGAAAUGGAAGACACAGUCUCUGCCCGCUGUGCUCCUAUCUAGAAGUGGCUGCAUCACAAGGAGGGGGGAUGACCGCAGUGUCUACCCCACACCCCGUGACCCGCCGGGCCCUAUUCCCUGGAGAUUCUGAAAUUGACCAACUUUUCCGGAUCUUUCGGACUCUGGGGACCCCAGAUGAAGUGGUUUGGCCAGGAGUUACUUCUAUGCCUGAUUAUAAGCCGAGUUUCCCCAAGUGGGCCCAGCAAGAUUUUAGCAAAGUUGUUCCUCCCUUGGAUGAAGAUGGACGGAGCUUGCUAUCGCAAAUGCUGCACUACGACCCCAACAAGCGGAUUUCGGCAAAGGCAGCUCUGGCUCACCCUUUCUUCCAGGAUGUGACCAAGCCAGUACCACACCUUCGACUCUGAUGUCUUCCCCCAGCCCCUACCCCAAGUCUCAUCCUCUCCUCCAGCAGGGGCCUGAUUUGGCUUGGCCCUGGGCUAUUUGCCCUCUGAUCUUGUCUGGCUGCCUUAACACCCACCUCCCCUUCUUAGCCAGCCAACUCUGGGGAUAUAAGGGGUGGAGGGGAGAAAUAGGUGAAAAUGAAAGGAAGCU